Molecule: messenger RNA, 318 nt
Organism: Mesorhabditis belari
Lineage: Eukaryota; Metazoa; Nematoda; Chromadorea; Rhabditida; Rhabditidae
Source: the annotation of a GenBank genome assembly
AUGAUCUCAACAUGGGGAAUAUUAUUACUGACUGUUGUUUUGCUGGCUGAAUCGACUUUUGCAAAAAAACGUAAACUGAACCUAGAGCAACGCCCGGAUUGGGGUCUCCGAUUGAACGAAAGGGCUGAUCGAAAUUUUGGAGGAAGCGCUGCUUGGGACAAAUUAGGUCGUCCCUUCUCGCACGGUGUCUGGCAUGGAGUUCAAGGGAUUGUCAGUGGAAAUGGAGAUGAGUUCCGGCGCGCAAAACAGCAAUUCGGUCGAAUCGGCUCUGGUGGCGGAUGGAACGGACAAUCGGGAAGGGGACGAUAUGAUAGAAAA